CCGCUCCCUCCUCCUGCAAGAGCAACUAGUGCCGCUGUUUUCCACCCUGUACACGCGCGGCUUACACUCCCGGCACGGUUUCCACACGCGCCCUGAACACGUGUCUCAAUCAUGCGAGUCCCUGUUUCUGGUUUAUUUUACGCACUCGGCAUUAGAUGGAUAUAAACGAUGUAUGUGUGUGUGCGGGCAUGAGCAGCGCGCUCACAAACCCCUCCCCCCUUCAGUUAGUUAAGCCAGCGCUAUCUCUCACUUUUGGAAAAUAGACCCGUGACCCGUAAUAACCUGUAAUACACUGUUUAAAGACUGUUUCCCUCAUUUGUGCAGGGCACAGAGGCGCUGCUGCUGCCCUGCCUGUGUUGUAAUGUGGAGGCAGUGUGGCUGUGCUGUGCUCUGUGCUGUGCUUGGUUUGGGGUUUAGAGAGACCGAGCUGUAAGUAGGUCGGGCUGGGCUUAAGCGGCUUAGCUACGUCAGCCUAAGCUGGGAGGAAUUCAUCCAAAGCCCUCCGCGGUAGGCGGGGGCCUAAACGAGGCUGGCCUAGUUAAGCCUGAUUCUUAUUGUGUGCAGCACAGCCUGUUUUUGUUGUGCAACGUGGCUGAGAAGGAACCUAGGAGUAGUGUAUGAGUCCAUGCACAUGUUAGACAUCGCUUAUGUUUGAUCUAGAAGAAGACUAGAAGGAAAAUGGGAAAUACAUGGGAGUAAGACCACUGUGAGCUUUAUCACGGUGGACCAAGAGAAGCCGGCAGCAGGGACACAAAAAGACAGGUGGAAAGAGUGAGGAGCCUUAGUCCUGAGUGCGGCUGCUGGAGGGUGACCGCCAUAGGCCUGACUUGGUCUGUGUGAGUCCACUAUGCUAUAAGAUGGCAUCCAGCUCUGUGUUUCUGUCCAGUAUGGUGGGUAAAGCUCGCUCCUCCAACUUCACCCUCUCUGAGAAGCUGGACCUGUUGAAGCUGGUCCGUCCGCACAUCCGCAUCCUGGAGGAGCACACCAACAAGCAUGCAGUCAUUGUGGACAAGAACAAGUGCUGGGACACUGUCGCUGAACAGUACAACGCAUUGGGAGGGGACCGACCCCAUCGCACCGCUCAGGGCCUCAGGACCCUCUACAAGAGGCUGAAGGAGUCGGCCAAGCAGGAAGUGAUGCAGCGGAGGCACGCCCAGCCGGAGUACAGAGCCAGCAUCUCAGAGCCAACCAGGAGAAUUAUGGAGAUGAUCCCUCACCUGUUUCACCAUGUGCCCAUUCAUGAGAAGGACCAGGCACUGCGCAGAUUAAUAUACAGCAAGCACAACUCUCCUGUCGAGCAUCCUGGCAGCAGCUCCUCUCUGGCCGGACUCCAGGAUUACUCAGCAGCUGUCCCAAGUAUCCCCCAUGAGGUGGUCCAGCUGGACCCUGAAGAGGAUGUUAAACCACCGCCAGAUCUCCCCAUCCUCGCCACACACACAGGGCCAGGGCUGGACGGAGGCCAGGAGCGGGAGGGGGAGCAGGACUUGGGCAGCGUCCACGAUUACGAAGCAUCCCUGUCUCCCGUCCCUUCGUCUGUUAAUAUCCCCCUCUCCACUUCGCCGCUGCCCUUACGCCACGACCUCUACCCCAACGACAUCUACCCCCACCACGAGCCCGACAGGUUUCGCCCUCUGCACCUGGCCAAAGAGGAGCACGAGCUGGUGUUAGCCAAUCACAGGAAGGUUGCCAUGUACCUGGAGGAGAAAAGGGAGGGGCUGAAGAGGAAGCAGGACCUGGAGGAGGAACUUCUGAGAGCCAAGAUCAAAGUGGAGAAACUAAAGGCUGCGCGACUGAGACACGGACUGCCAAUUCCUCUAUAACAAGCACGAACACGCACAUCUGUGUCCAGCGUUAGAAAGGGAGAGGCUCUGAGGAGCAAUCAAACUCAUCUGUUUUUUAGAACUGUGUCAGAACUUGAAUUUCUUUUGGAAACAUAGUGCCUCGUACAGAUGCUGAAAGCCUGUUUGCAUAUUGCAGGAAAAGGCUGACUUGUGUUGCCAUUGGUCUGUGUUUAUGCUUGUCGGUGUUAAAAAUGUAUUAUCAUUCUAGUACUCAUUGGCAGAAGCAGUAACAAAACUUGUAUGUGCUCACAUCACAAGCACUGUAUAGGUAUAGGUAAAAUAAAUAGGAAGGUCCGGGUUCUAGAAGGGAAUAUUGGUAGUUGUGAACUGAGUGAACCAUUUCAUGAUGGAACUGUUCUUGUCUAGAUCUGCCACCAGUAUGUAUCAAUAGGAAUUUUAGCGUAGUGUUAAAGGGAAAGCUUUGUAUUUUUUUCAUGUUUGUGUGUUUUUGUGUCUAAGCGGCAAAUGGAGACAACAAUAUUUGAAAUUUGUCCAGCAUUGAAAGAGACUGCUGCAAUGUAAUUCCUGUGGGCAGUUGUGCACCGUCAAUUUCUUUAUGUUAAAAGUGCUUGAUAGGUCUGAUAGGCUCAGACUGUUAUUAUAAGUGUCUGAUGACAUGUUGAAAAAGACCCAACAGAGAAGUGAAUUGUUUUUCUGCACCUUUCACUGGUCCGGUCUGUUUGUUAGUGUGUGUAACCAAGUCUAGCUCGUUCUGAAAUCUCAUAAACUUCUCCACAUUGUUCGAAUCAGCUACAUGUAACACAACAAACUCUUCCUGGCACCUCUCUCACCAACUCUCACUAACAUCUCCACUGUUGUUUUUCCUGCAACAAGUCGCCUCUUGCUAGAUUUCAGAACAAGACUUCUGCUUGAGCAAGACUUAGUCACAAUAACAAACAGACCAGUGAAGGGUAAGAAAAAAUGUUGCAUUGCUUCCUUAUUGUAAUGUUGUCAGACACUUAUAACAACAAUCUGAGGCUGUCAGUGCCAAAAACAAGCACUUUUAUUGGAUGUAAAUUGACAGUGCCGCUACAGCUGCAGCCGUGUCUCUCUCAAUACUCGACCAAUUUCAAGAAUUGUUGUUCCCUCGAGUAACUCAGACACAAAAACACAGAAAAACAGAGUCCAGGUUUAAAAAUACCAAAGUUUCCAUUUAAUGAUCUUGUUAGAAAAAUUCCAGCAACAGUGAUUUACUGGAUUGUCACAAGUGCAAGAGUCUGCCGACAUAUUAGGGGGAUAGUGAAGCGCUUGAUUCAUUUUUUUUUUGUAAAGAAAAUUUCCUCUUGAUGUGACAUCUAUUAGAAUACAUUGUGACAAAUUAUAAAGGCAUUUCCUUGUAGCACUUUCAAGUAACCAAACUGAAUGCUUAUUCAAAAUUAUGUUGGUUAUCAAUUACUCUAAACAGUCUGUUUUAGACCUGAGAGAUGUUCAGAUAUCCAGGACUGAAGCGCAAGUUAAACUGCCGGAGGCCUUAAACUCAAGAUGUUAAUGAUGACCAACCUUGUUCUGUGAGUUGCGGAAUUUACAUGAAAGUGAGAGAAAUCUGUUCAAGUCAGAAGUUCUCUGUGGUUGCUGAACUGCUGGCUGUGUGAUGUGAUCAACAGAGGGGAGAUGUGGAAUUGGUUUUGCGAUGUUACUGUUAUUUAAUGUGUGUGACUACAACAUUGAUUGUAUUGUAAUGUUGGUAUACAAGUGUUGUCAGUUUGUUUUACACUCUGUCCAUA
This is a messenger RNA of Epinephelus fuscoguttatus (brown-marbled grouper), 3565 nucleotides long. RefSeq names its product fibrinogen silencer-binding protein (gene fsbp). The transcript is spliced from 2 exons. The record is from RefSeq and is a predicted model, not a curated record. Lineage: Eukaryota; Metazoa; Chordata; Actinopteri; Perciformes; Serranidae. Bases 858 to 1820 code for a protein of 320 amino acids.